This is a messenger RNA of Harmonia axyridis, 6064 nucleotides long. RefSeq names its product protein kinase C-binding protein NELL1-like. The record is from RefSeq and is a predicted model, not a curated record. The transcript is spliced from 13 exons. Gene Ontology annotation, molecular function: calcium ion binding; protein binding. NCBI's taxonomy places the organism in Eukaryota, Metazoa, Arthropoda, Insecta, Coleoptera, Coccinellidae. The coding region runs from base 363 to 3116 and encodes 917 amino acids.
GCACCUCUAUUCCACAACGGACGUCGAGAAUCGGGCCCGCACCGCGCUCUCGCUCUACACACAACACAACACACAGACAGACGGCGAGAGUCGAAUUCGCCGCUAAUCCAGUCAGUUUCAGACGGUCGGGCUAUCCAUUCGGUCUAUGCGGUGCGCUCCUAACACGAUUCUUGGGCGACAAACAUGUGUAGAAGAACGACGAGGGCCGAGGCGACAACAGUGCCAUCGAGAGGGUCGUGAAGCAGCAGCCAAGGGUCCUAGAGCGGGUGACCACCGAGUCAGGGCUGCGGCUCCCCCAUGGGCCGACUUCCUGGGGGCUGUCCUUCGGGCUGACCACUUGGAGAAGGCCGCGGACAUAGGACAUGGCCUUUAGCCUGCUCGCGGCUUGGACCACCCUGCUGUGGCUUGCCUCAGCUACUGGCUUAGACCCUUCUGGUCUUUUAUCUACCAUAAACACAACACGUCAAACGAUUGAUCUUCUGGGUGCCUUGGGCUUGCCUAAUACUAACUGGAGUGGAGUUUCAAGAACUGAUGGUCCUCAGAAGAACAAACCGGCCUAUCUCCUACAAGGCGACAAUAGAAAUCUGAAGCUGCCCUCGCCAGCCUUUGAGCAGGUGUCAGAAAUGCUUCGGCGCAGUCCAGAAUUCACCAUCAGCGCUUAUCUCAAGCAGGACAUGGGCAACACAGGCAUCAUCCUGAGUUUUGUGCAGGGUUACAACCGAUACCUGGAGCUCGAGUCGAGUGGGAGACGAAACGAGAUACGAUUCCAUUACCUAUCGAAAGAAGAUAAUAAAGUGCACGUAGAGACUUUUCAUUAUAAACUUGCGGACAAUUUGUGGCAUCGCAUGACUGUGACUGUUAGUGGCUCGGUUGUCGAGCUGUUUGUGGACUGUAAUAGGUUAUAUAAAAGACUACUUAGGCCGGGUAAGCCUGAUCGAAAUUUUACCGAAGCUAAGCAGCUUUGGUUAGGACAAAGAAGUCACCUUUAUCAUUAUAAGGGUGCGAUGCAAGAUGUGCAGUUUAUAGCCGGUCCCCAUGGGUACCUUUUAGUAUGUCCCCACCUGGACUCGACGUGUCCGACGUGCGGCCAGUUCACCCUGCUGGAGUCUACCGUUCAGGAGCUGACGCAGCAUCUUCAGGAUCUAACCGAAAGGUUGUCCGCUGCCGAGGGAAGGAUAUCGAGGGUGGAGAAGUGCGACUGUCCAGUUUCCUGUCACAUCAACGGCACCGUGCACGCAGAUGGCGCCAGGUGGCAAAGCGGCUGUGAUUUGUGUUCCUGUGUGCAUGGAAAGGUUGAGUGCCGAAGAAUCGAAUGCCCUAAGCCGAUGUGCAAGUAUCCUGUAACGAAGGCAGGCGAAUGCUGUCCGCAGUGUCUUAGAAAUUGCCUGUUUGACGGCACACUGUACGACCACGGUGAGGUAGUGAGCUUCAAGAAAUGCACAGAUUGCGAAUGUAAAGAUGGAAACAUGCAGUGCCAUAGGAUAGACCCGAAGACCCAGUGUCCAAAGUUGACCUGCCCUCCGGAGAAGAGAUUCAGCGUAACAGACAACUGCUGCAAAUUCUGUCCAGGUGUUGACUAUUGCGCCAAAGGUCACGUUUGUCAUGCUAACGCGACCUGUUCCAACCUGCAGACUACGUAUGCUUGUCAGUGCAGUCAGGGGUACCAAGGAGAUGGCAGAAACUGUACUGAUAUAAACGAAUGCCUGCUAGAGGGCGGUUUGGAGGGACACCACUGUCACCAGAACACAAAGUGCGUGAACACACCGGGAUCAUACAUCUGCGAAUGUCUACCAGGUUACAGAAGGAUAGAUAAGUUCAAUUGUGCAGAAUUGGACGAGUGUCACACUGGUGAACACGAAUGUGAUGUCAACGCUGAUUGCAUCAAUACCCAGGGCAGCUACCAUUGCAAGUGCAAGGCGGGUUAUUCUGGAGAUGGUUACAAGUGUGAACCAAUCUGCAAACAAAGCUGCAUGAACGGAGGCGUUUGCCGCAAACCAGGCAUAUGCGCAUGUGCUAACGGUUACACCGGACCCAGUUGCGAGAGAGACUUGGACGAAUGUGCCACCAACACCCAUCGUUGCACAUCCUCUUCCAAAUGCGUGAACAUGAUAGGUUGGUACUACUGCACGUGCAAGGAAGGGUUCAAAGGACCUGGAUCCGACAAUAACUUAGGGACGUUAUGUGAAGAUGUAAACGAGUGCGACGAAGAAAUCGACACCUGUCACCCUUCAGCAACCUGCGUCAACACCGUUGGUGGUUUCCAAUGCAAGUGUCCACCCAGAAAACCGAACUGCAGGUUGAGUUGCCUCUUUGAACAGAUGGAAAUAGACGACGGCAAGACCAUACCUCACCCAAAUGAUCCGUGCACCAAGUGCACCUGCAAUUUGGGCGUGAUAAAAUGCGAGAAAGUAUCUUGCAACUGCUCCAUACAGGCCAGGAAGAGCGACCCAUGCUGCCCCCAGUGCGACGUGAGGCAAGCUUGCGCCCACCAAGAGAUACCGGGCGUUGUCUUGAUGCAUGGCGAGAAGUGGUCUUACCAGUGCCAAUCUUGCGAAUGCCUGAACGGAGAGACCGACUGUUCAGACCUGGAAUGUCCACCUCUGCUCUGUUCCAAGCCGGUGCAAGGUCCGAACGACUGUUGCCCGCAUUGCGAGGAAGACCAGUGCAUGUGGAACGCAUCGGCGGAUGGCAGAGACUGCAACUUUAUGAACAGGAGAUACAAAUCUGGUUCAGAAUUCGACGAUCCUAACGAUCCGUGCGUCACAUGCAAAUGCAAGGUGCCGUUCUGCGCCGAACUGGUGAGCAAUGUCGCGUGUUGUGUGCAUCGGACGGAUCACUUUGCUGCAGUUAUAAUCUCCAUUGCAAUGACAAUGCGGUCGCAGUUGGCUUUGACGGAAUUACCGUCCCUUCAGCCCCUACUCAGCAGCACAAACUCAUCAGUACAACGAAGAUCAGCACUGAUCCUGGACAGUAUAGUUCGGCUUAUAGCUUGGGUGACGGCGCCAGCGUUGACCAGAAGAAGCAAGAACCGGCUGAGGGAGUUACUAUGGCAGCUGGUGGAUGAGUUGUCCCACGUACAGAAUCGUCUUACAUUCCUGGAGCCACUUGAGCAAUAGUCGCGGCCUCUGUGCAAAAUGAGCACAACUGUAAUUAAUGAAUCAAUCAAAAUAUCGCUGGGCCUCUCUACCAAGUGUCUUCCUUGUUGCGCAGUUAGCUUUGUGUGCUACUGUCUAGCUUACUUUUCAACGAUAGCACCGUAUUAGUCGUACACUAAACUUGUGAACUUGAAAUUUAAUUUUAAAAAUAACCAGACUACCAUUUUAUGAAUCUCCUCGGAAACCACUGACAGAGCUUCUGAUAUUCCUGGGGUACUGAAUUUUAUAUCAAUUCGAUGUUGUUUGUAAAUCUGCAUUGACGAGAAGAUUUUCUCUCGAAUAUCCAGCGUAAUGUUUGCCUUUUUAGGAACUUCGGUCACUGGAUUAGAAGUUGUUCUAGUUUUUAAUAGUGAUCCAUAUAUAUUUCUGACUAAGAUAGGACGUUAAAGUUCAACGUGACGCUUUGAAAAUUUAUGAUACAAACAAUUAAAGAGCUUCAGCAGCUUUUCGCUGCAAUUGUUGAGAUAUUAUAUCAUAAGGAAUAAAAUAUAGACUAUUGGAGGUAGAAUUGCUGCUAUAGACUUUUAGAAAUAGCAUCCACCGUCGCGUGUUGCUACUUGCAAAAAAUAUGAUCAUUCUGAGAAACGUAUUUCCUUAGAUUACUGAGGAUAACUGAUUUUUGAGUAAAAUUUUUACGAGGACAAUACUGGAAGUUCGAAAUAUAAAAAUUUCAAUCUCUAUAUUCAAAUUGAUAUUUUUGCGUUUUGUCUUGUCCUGAUAUGUGGUAAACGAAGUUUCUGAUGUACAUAAUUUCCGAGUGAUAUAUUUUCACGUUGAUCUCCCUUCUACCGUGGAAAAAAAUAUUCUAUAUUAAUAAAGACAUAUGUAGUGAAAGAUUUUCAGGAAUCGCGUUCAUUUGAAAUUUUGAAGGUUGAAAUAUAUACGAUGGGAGCGCUUUGCAGAUUGAAUUGUUGAUACGGAAAAUUUUGUAUUUGAUGAAAUUGAGCAUAUACAAUGCUGAAAAAUAUCAAUUUAUGGAUGUUUCGUUGAUAUAUAGUUCGAUGUUGCAUUUUUUAUCCAACUAGAACAAGCUGUUAGAUAUUUAGACUUGAUAUAUAGAAAAAAAUAUAUAUAAUUAGAAUUAAGCACAAGAAAUGUGUGAAAAGACAUAGUUUUAUAGCUGAACAACUUAUUUAAGAAACUGAAAAUUCACUGUCAAUUUUUUCCUGCGAGCGAAUAAUGGAAUUCAAUUAGUGCUCAAGGAUCCCUCAAUCCUGAAAUAGUGAUAUCAAGUCACAAUAACUUAAUAGGUACUAAAAUAUAUCAAAAAAAAUCUAUGAUUAUAGCAUCGAUGUUGUCUACAGCUGUUUCAAUUUUGCUAUUGAAAUCGUAAUUUUUAUAAGAUUAUAUACAUGAAGAAAACAUUUUAUGCUAGAAGCACUAUGGGCUAUAUAAGUGUUUUUGAGGAGUAGCCUAACUUCAGUUAGGGAAUCAUUUGCAUAUAGGUGUUUUAUUUGGUAGUCUGUUCCGAUUUUUUAUGAUUAUAGGUAAAAUCUCUAGUCAAAUUGAGCUUGCUUGCAAAAUGAGAGGAGGAGAUUAAUUUGCAAGCCACGUCAAGGUUGAGUCUUACACCUAAGUAAUGGAAGCAUAUCUAGCCACUAAAAAAAAAUUAUUGCAAUAUUAAAAUUGUGAUAUUAUCAAAUGAGACUUAUAAUAACCAUUGUAUGAAUACUAGUUCCUGCAGCCAGUCCCUUUCAAAUGUCGCUUCAGGCAUAGUUAUGAAUAUACUUUCGAUUGCACUUUUCCAGUUCCGUAGAAAUGCAUAUUACCCAAUAAUUUUUUUUUUUAGGAAUAUUGGAUGAUUUUUUUUGAGUUGAAACAGUCCAAAAUCUCGAAAAGGAAACAUCAAACGGAAAUGUUUAUCGAAUAAAAGGUUGAUAGUUUUACAGGGUAAGCCCACUUAUGCCAAAACCUUUUCCUUGUGGGGAGUAUGUGUUAACUUUAAAAUUUCAAAUGAGAACCCCUGUUUUUUAGUGCUAAUUCGUAUUCUUCAGCAAAAAAUACAAAAGUUUUGUAUUUGUAUCAAUAUUUUUCUCUAAAAAUUUUUCCGUAAGAUGUUUACUUUUCGAGAAUUUGAACUGAUUCAACUUAAAAAAAUCACCUGGUAUAGUAAACGCGUUGGUGUAUUCCAUGUAUAUCGUACAUGCUUGUUCUCGCAUUGCAUCCUGAAAUAACAAUACAUACUCUCCAAAAAAUUCAAUUCAGUUUAUUAUUUUUCUUUUCACACUAAUAAAAUUAAAAAAAAAUUAAAACAAUUUAAGAGUGAGAACUACGAACAGAAAAGGAUAGUCAGUUUUCUGGAUGAAUCAAGUUGUUCAGAUCUGUGGAAAAUUCACGAUAAAUGAACUACAUGAAGUGCAGUCAAAAGUAUAUCAGAUUGGGAACGAUAUAUGAAGUUAUGUAAAUACCUAGCACAAAUAAAAAAGUUUGGGGCAUCCAAAUCGUGGAAUUUCUGAGGAUUUGCUAUGAGCUGAACAACGAACGUUUGGCCAAUUUUAAACAAUUGUAUAUUAUUCUUAUUUUAUAUUAUUUAUUUUUAUCCAAUAAUGAAACAGUACCUAUUUCCCAGAUUUUUUUACAAGAAGGUCACUGUUGUACAUAAUAUAUCAUUGCUGAAGUAUUAUAUUUAGAAAAAAUAGGGAUAUGAAUGAAUUGAAACUAAACUUUCAUUUUUUUUUCUUUCGGUAACUCCAUUUGAAUUGUUUAUACAUUCAGUCUUAUGUAGACAUAAUGAUUUAGUAUGUUCAUUUUAAUUGAUGUAAAAUUCUAGGCGAAUCAAUGUCAGCAACUGAUAGUUUAUUUGGAAUUAUUUAGUAUUGCAUUGGAUUUAUUGACCAGACAAUGACUGUAUAAUCUGUUGUAAAUGAAUGUGUGCCAAUCAUUAUUACAAAUAAAUGAAAAAACAGAAA